Messenger RNA from Bipolaris oryzae ATCC 44560, 507 nucleotides. RefSeq lists its product as uncharacterized. The annotation marks the transcript as partial. The transcript has 3 exons. The record is from RefSeq and is a predicted model, not a curated record. NCBI's taxonomy places the organism in Eukaryota, Fungi, Ascomycota, Dothideomycetes, Pleosporales, Pleosporaceae.
AUGGUCAAAAUUGCUGUAGCGCAGAUUCGCUCUGUCGAGUCAAUGCAAAAGAAUCUCUCUAUCAGUAAAGACCUGGUCCGACAAGCUUCGAAAGCGGGUGCGCAAGCUAUAUUCUUCCCCGAAGCGUCCGAUUACGUAUGCUCCAACACGAAAAGAUCUUUUGAGCUCUGCCAAUCUGUAGAGCAGUCAGUAUUUGUCCAAGGGUUACAAGAACAGGCGAAAGAAUACGUGCUGUCUAUCGCAGUGGGGAUUCAUGAGCCCCCCGCCGAUAUCAAGAGUAAACGCGUGAGAAAUACAUUGAUAUGGAUCAGUGAUACGGGUGAAGUUCUGUAUCGUUACCAAAAGGUGCACAUGCUCGAGAUGAAUCUUCCGGAUGGCCCCAAGAUACAAGAAAGCAAUUUCUGCGAGCCUGGCGAUUCCAUACUCCCCCCCUUUGAGACCCCAGUAGGGCAAGCGGGUGCAAUGAUUUGCUUCGAUUUACGCUUUCCCUUACUAGCACAGAAGCUU